GGACUUUGCUUUCUUCAUCACAGAUCUCUUGCAUAUAUAAAUCACUGAUCAGCAUGCUCAACUCACACAGAGAGACACACAGAGGAAAGAGACACCUAAGAGAAAUUCUGAGAUAUAGACAUGAAGAGAUUUACAGUUCUUGCUCUUGUUUUUAUUGGCUGCCAAGCCAAUUUGAUCUGGCAGGACCCGGCCAAAACGACUAUGGAAAUGGUCAAAGAUGCAUUCUGGGAUUAUGUGGCCAAAGCAACUCAAACAACUGAAGACAUUAUGCAGAAGAUCAAGGAGUCUGAAAUGGGACAAGAAAUUAAUGCUAAGAUCUCUGAGAGUGCAGAUGCCAUCAGCAAGUACGCAGUGGCCAUUCCAGACCAGGUAACUCCUCUGACACAGGAGCUGCUGGCUAAGAUGUCCCAGGAGGCCGGGCAGCUGAAGGUGCGUCUGCAGCAGGACAUAAGCUCUGUUAAGAGUCAGCUGGAGCCGUACGUUGAGGAGCUGACAUCGGAUAUCCAGCAGCAGGUGGAACAGUGGCAGAAGGAAGUGACUCCCUACACAGACGCUCUGCACUCUGAAGCUCUGAGGGCUGCUUUGCUCCAGAAGACCGAGGAGCUGAGGAUGAGUCUUGAGAAGAGCAUGAGUGAGCUUCAGGCCAAGAUGGAACCCCAAGCAGAGGAGCUGAAGCAGAAACUGGAGCAGCACCUGCAGGACUUCCAGAACAACAUGUCCCCAUUCUUCCAAAGCUUCCAAAGCCAGCUCAUCCAGAGCAGCCAGGAAAUGCAGCAGAAGUUGGACCCUUACACUCAAGACCUGAAGGCCCAACUCACUGCUCUCUGGGAGGCUUUUGAAAAGAUCAGCCAUUCAUCAGACAUCUGAUGACCCAGUGACUCUCAUUUUAGCAUCAAAAGGACACUGUAUCAUGUAUCAUCAUCAUGUUUACAUUCACUUUUGUUAGAUUGUCAGAUGCUUCUAUCUAAUGCAAGUGAGACAGAGUACAGUCCAAUCAUAGAGCACUUAUUAAUGUAUUGUUCUGAAUUUUUUCCAUAAAGAUUCUGUAUAAAUAAAUAGAUACCAUACUGAAAACA
Messenger RNA from Pangasianodon hypophthalmus (striped catfish), 1076 nucleotides. RefSeq names its product apolipoprotein A-I. Gene Ontology annotation, cellular component: chylomicron; blood microparticle; extracellular region. The transcript is spliced from 4 exons. The record is from RefSeq and is a predicted model, not a curated record. NCBI's taxonomy places the organism in Eukaryota, Metazoa, Chordata, Actinopteri, Siluriformes, Pangasiidae. Bases 121 to 867 code for a protein of 248 amino acids. Gene Ontology annotation, molecular function: phosphatidylcholine-sterol O-acyltransferase activator activity; phospholipid binding; cholesterol binding. Gene Ontology annotation, biological process: cholesterol homeostasis; triglyceride homeostasis; positive regulation of lipid biosynthetic process.